Messenger RNA from Paramormyrops kingsleyae, 466 nucleotides. NCBI's taxonomy places the organism in Eukaryota, Metazoa, Chordata, Actinopteri, Osteoglossiformes, Mormyridae. The record is from RefSeq and is a predicted model, not a curated record.
AUCAGACCUCCACCAUGAUCAAAGCCACAGCGCGCUCUGCACCUGACAGACAGGAGGAGAUAAGCAGGCUGAUGAAGAAUGCCAACUUCAAUCUGGACCCCUACAUUCAGGAGUUUGGGAUCAAGGUGAAGGACGACAUGGCGGAGGUGACCGGCCGGGUGCUACCCGCUCCCAUCCUGCAGUACGGAGGCCGGAACCGGGCUAUCGCCACUCCCAAUCAAGGUGUGUGGGACAUGAGGGGAAAACAGUUCUACAAUGGCAUCGAGAUUAAGGUGUGGGCCAUCGCUUGCUUUGCUCCGCAGAAGCAGUGCCGUGAGGAGGUGCUGAAGAACUUCACGGACCAACUGCGGAAGAUCUCCAAGGAUGCGGGGAUGCCAAUUCAGGGCCAGCCGUGUUUCUGCAAGUACGCGCAGGGUGCGGACAGCGUGGAGCCCAUGUUCAGGCACCUGAAGAACACCUACUCUGG